AUGGCACGCUCUUCUCUCCGCAAAAAAGUUAUAGCAUUCCGAAACGACCACCGAAGUCAGUGUGAAGAACCAAUGGAAUCAAACACCAUACAUAUGUCUUCUACUGCUCUUAACGGUGAGACAACUGGUUGCACAGAAAAUUAUGUGCUAAUAAUGGGGCCGCGACACUUCCUGAUGCGCAGUCAGACGGUUAGGAUGCCAGGGUCGUCGUGGCAGAGUGAGGGAGAAGUCCUGGACUGGACGGUUCGCUCUGAUCGGACGGGUGGUGGGGUAGAUCGCAGGGGUUGGUGGGUGAUGAGCAGGCACUCUGUACCGUCCUUAACCGUGCGGUACUGUUCUGUGGCAUGGUGUGCUGUGAUGCGCAGUACUGCAUUAUCAUACUGCUCCGCUACAAUGCACAAUGGUUCCGGAAUCGCAGGAGGGCAAGUGUUGGAAAUACUAGCCCUGCUUGUGACUUGCGGUGCGGGCAGUAGCGCGACGACUGUAUCCGCAGCAAAGAAGCGCUGCAUGCAGCAGCAGCACUCGGCGGCAGCAUCCAACAGUGGCUUAUCAGCAGCGGUACCAACAGUUGAACCCACAACAGUAACUGUCGUUGAUCGCCUCAAGCAUCAGCUUCUUCAGGCCUAUGACAAUGGCGACACAGAACAGGCCACGGAUGUGAUCAUCAAAUUGGAGAAGUCCAAUUUGACGAAGGAAUUGCUCGAGGGAGAGGGGCCUCCCUGCACGCCACGCAGCGUCCGACGACUGCCUGCACGUCGAGGCAGUGAGUCGAAGUACUCCUCGGAGAGAUCACCCAUUCUGGCCUCCGAGCAAGUUGCUCAACUGACCCAACCCUUCACCACUGCACUGAGCUGA
This is a messenger RNA of Cercopithifilaria johnstoni, 855 nucleotides long. The record is from the annotation of a GenBank genome assembly. Lineage: Eukaryota; Metazoa; Nematoda; Chromadorea; Rhabditida; Onchocercidae.